AUGCAGUUGUCCUUGACUCAUCCAUGCUCCUGGAUGGGUCUGUUGCUGCUGGUGUCAAGCCUACUCCUUUGGGAACACGUGACCUCCACAAGAGAUGACCAGAUGACCAAUGAAGAGUUGUAUUACAAAUUACUUUCCAUUUCACAUCGCACCCGUACAGUUUCUCGAAAAAUGUAUAAAAUUUUAGAUAAGAAGUUAGACAAGAGAAGAUUGUUUAGAGACAGUAGAAACAACACCUGCCACAUCACUUCCAUCCCUACUUCAAAAAAAACUGAAGACCUUCUGAAAGUGAUCAUCAAUGUUUCGAGUACCUGGAAGUACCCACUGAAACUGCUAACACCUGCAACGCUGACCCACUUAGGGUCCUAUGAUGGUAUGCUGGCAAGAGUUGUAGAGGUUAACUUUGGAAAUCAAGAAGUUCUGGAGGGAGCAAAAAUUUUACUCAGCAGGAUUCAACCUGGAUUUGAAGAAAAUGACUAUAUUGACUGGCCAGAACUAAAACAAUUGAGGUCUUCCAAUGAAGACACUCAUCUUUUUGCAUUUUAUAAACUCUUCUACUGCCUCCGCCAGGAUACAAAAAAGGUUGACCGUUAUCUCAAGACCCUGAGGUGCCGAGUCAUCAAAAAUUACAAGUGUUAA
Molecule: messenger RNA, 639 nt
Organism: Myodes glareolus (Bank vole)
Lineage: Eukaryota; Metazoa; Chordata; Mammalia; Rodentia; Cricetidae
Source: RefSeq, a predicted model, not a curated record